Molecule: messenger RNA, 490 nt
Organism: Dermatophagoides pteronyssinus (European house dust mite)
Lineage: Eukaryota; Metazoa; Arthropoda; Arachnida; Sarcoptiformes; Pyroglyphidae
Product: prolactin-releasing peptide receptor-like
Biological process (GO): G protein-coupled receptor signaling pathway
Cellular component (GO): plasma membrane
Molecular function (GO): G protein-coupled receptor activity
Source: RefSeq, a predicted model, not a curated record
UGGCAACAAUGAAUGAAAAAAAUUGUAAUAUAAAUAAUAAUUCACCAAUAUCAUCAACAUAUUCAUCAUCGUUGACUAAACCUGAUACAAAUCAAUUUUAUAUGAUGAUUACAACAAUACCAACACUUUCAACAUCAGUAACAACAAUUAAUCAUAAUCAAUUGAAUGCUCAUCAUCAUUAUUAUUCGGUAUCAUCAUCAUCAUCAUCACCGGGAACAAUAUCAUCCUUAUCAUUAUCAUCAUCAUCAUCACCUGCAUCAUUACAUUCAUCAACAGCAUUUUCAUUAAAUAAUAUGGCUAAACAAGAUUAUCAACACAAUUCACAAGAUGAUUAUUUUCAUCAUAAUCAUCAUCAACAAUUACCAUCAAUGAUCAAAAUAUCUGAUGAUUUAAUUAGCAUCGAACGAAACAAAACAACUAAAAAUGAUUUGUCAUUAGAAUAGAGACAAUUUGUUGAUGGCACUUAUAGCAGACUUAAGCAUAUUCAGAC